AUGUCUGCCAAAUACAACAUUAAUCCGACAGCAGGGGAGCACUUCUUACAGCCUCGUGAGGGUCUCCAAGCCAUGGGCAACCUCUUGAGCAGUCUCGCCGAUGGUCAUCUGAAGUCGAGGAGUGUAGUGGUCGCGAAUAUCUCUGACUGGCAAAACUAUCUCAGCGCUGCUGGUCUACCACGAGAGGCUCCAAUAUGGGCUCAGCUCCUGCCUAAACCUGGUCCUGGUUGGGUUCCUAGCAUUGGUCAGGUGGCCGCAAACUGCAGAUUGGGAUGGAUGAUCGAUCAUGCAACGGAGGGCGGCGUUGUUGUGCCCGCGACGGCGAUGAUUUUAUGGCUCAUAGGAUACCCUAGAUCCGCCACUGGUGUUCUUGAGAAGGUGGCCUUCCACAAAGUGCUUUGGAUUGACAAAGGCCAUCAUAUCGAAACAACGCGCGGUGAAGUCCGGGAUGGGGAAACUGUGUACGCCUCUGCGACCAGGAAAGAGAGCAAGCGUGUUGGCCCUAACUACGUACGUCGAGCUCUGACAGAAUCAAGCUCCAGAUCGGGCGACAGUUGGAAUGAGGUUGAUGUUGCUGAUCUUUACCAGCAUUUCGCUGAUGCGGGGUUCCCCUAUGGCCCAUCGUUCAGACUGUUGAGGUCUGCCAAACGAUGUGAGGGCAUUGUCGUGGCCACGGUGAGCGAUGGACGACACCUGGCCGCCGUGAUGGAUGCGUGCACUCACGCUUGUGCACUACUGGACCCUUCCGCCUUCGGCGGGUACCCCAAAGCCAUUCGAUGCGUCCAUUUCGAGACGGGAACUUCUGACGGCAAGGGCUGCACUGACUGGGAAGUCGUGGUGAAGAAGUCAGAGGUCAACGUGCUGGCUUGCAGCUUCGACUUGGUCUUGCACCAACCGAGUUCUGGACAGUGGAUCACGUUCGAAGGCUUCACUAUGCAGACGACGAUGCCUACGAGUAGCCUGUAUGUCUAUCGCCAGGAAAAAGCUCAUACCCUCGGUACCGACGACGUGAGGAGCCGCAUUUUGAACUCGCGAAUCAUGCGACCAAUGAUCGGCCCAAUUGACAUCCCUGAUGAACACAGUGUUCCCCAAGAAUACGGUGAAUACGUCAUAACGCCGUCCGGUAACGGUAACUUGGAUGCAACUUUCGCUCCUGUUCGAGUUGACGGCGGCAUCGUUCCUCCCGGCUUCGUACGCGUCAGGGCUCGGUACUGGGGUCUGUCUUUCCUGGAUGCUCUCGCAGCUACCGGAGCCAUGCCCAUGUCAUUCUUCGGCGGUGAACUCUCAGGAGUAGUCACUGCUGUCGGCGAAGG
Molecule: messenger RNA, 1313 nt
Organism: Perkinsus marinus ATCC 50983
Lineage: Eukaryota; Perkinsozoa; Perkinsida; Perkinsidae
Exons: 2
Source: RefSeq, a predicted model, not a curated record